Molecule: messenger RNA, 8256 nt
Organism: Pleuronectes platessa (European plaice)
Lineage: Eukaryota; Metazoa; Chordata; Actinopteri; Pleuronectiformes; Pleuronectidae
Product: cilia- and flagella-associated protein 46
Exons: 61
Biological process (GO): axoneme assembly; cilium movement involved in cell motility
Molecular function (GO): protein binding
Source: RefSeq, a predicted model, not a curated record
AUGACACAACACUACAGCCCACCAGCUGCAGCUCCCCGACCAAAGCAAGGGCCUGCACCUCUCCACAACUUCCCAUCUCUGACUCCCUCCCCCUCCUCUACCACAGCGACGAUUCUCUCCAUCCUGGAGAGGGACGUCAACAGACUCUUCAGGAGACAGAACCCCCGCAAAGCAGCCGGGCCAGACUCUGUCUCUCCAUCAAUCCUGAAGCACUGUGCUGAUCAGCUGUCUCCGACCAGUGUUGUGCUCUUGCUCCAUAUGUUUACUAGUAUUAACCUGCAGCUGAAGAUGAUGGAGGCUCCUGUGUCUGCUAAUGGUUCGGACUGCCUGGUUAAACAGUCAGUGCAGAGGCCAGGCUCUCUGCUCCUCCUGCUCCCUUCCUUCGUUACUGCUGCUCGCCUCUGGGCUCAGGUGUCUGAUGCGGAGUUUCAACAGCAUCUCACCAAGGCAAAGGAGCAGCAAGACUCUGGAGUUCUGCAGUCAGCCUGCCGUCUUAUCAGGGACGUGACAGCAUCUGGAACCAGCUGACGGACUCCAUGCAUCGCCUCGGAGUUGUACGUGGUUUCUGCAGACGUUUCUCUACAGCUGGGUUAUUUGGAGAUAAGCGCAGCGUGUCUAAAGAUGUACUUUGAAGAGAAUCCGCCAGCUAAUCAGUCUUUGUGUCGAGCUUACCUCAGUCAGGGCCAGCUGAAGUCUCCGCCGGCCACUGGGAGCAUGGAGGACUUUGAGGAGGCUCUGGCAUCUUUUCUUAAAGCCAUUGAAAUUUCAAAGAAUGAACCAAGAUUCCACUUCAUGGUGUUCAAUGCCUCAGUGCAGUAUUUCCAGACGGUGUACCCUCUCCUGCAGCCAGGGCGGUGCCUCCACCUGGUUCCCUCACUCAGGCAGGUGGUACAAGGUCUGGAGGAGGUGGAAGACGAAGACCACAGCUGGAGGGCUGAGCUCAUGAUGCACCUGAUCGAAUGUCUGGUCGACUCAGGGGAAAUGGAGGAGGCUGCAGAUCUGGCCAAAACUACAGAAGAAUUGAUCAAGUGUCAAGCCCCACAUCUUUAUCCAAGACUCUUUAUGAUAAUGGUUCAACACAAACUGACAGAGGGUGAUGUCAUCAGUGAGAUGAGCAGGAAGGAUAUCAACUUAGCAGUCAUUUACAAAUUACAAGAAUUUAAAAACAGAUUGAAUGAAAUAACUAAGGACGAGCUGAUGAAGGAUUCUGUCGAGCUUGAGGAGAUUUUCCAUCUCCUUGUGGAUUGUACGAAAGUGUCCACUGCGCCCGAGAACCUCAGUGCUCUCCACAGUGCAAUCCCCAUCCAACCAGCUGACAGAGUUGCCUUCCUCCUGGAGUUGGCUCUGAUGGCCUUGCAAGUGAAGCAUCAGAAAGUAGCUGCCGACUGUUUGAAAGAGCUGAAGUUGGCGAGAGAGGCUAGUACUGGCCAGCGCAUAAUAAUGGAAUGUGUCAACAGUGAAAUCAACCGCCUGAAGAAAGAGGCAAAGAUAAAUGACUAUUCCAAAGCCAACGUGGAGGCCUGGCUGAAGGAGAUAGGCAGGCUGGAUCAGUGGCUGCAGAGUGCAGUGAGAGAGGGCGACCCUCAGGCUGUGCAGGUGGUGUGCGCGACCCUGUGGAGACUCUGCCUGCCCCUCCUACAGCACAAUCUCAGGAAACACAUCAAGACACCCCUGCUCAGAGUGGCUCGAGUACUGGAAGACGCGCAGAGUUCGUUGCUGGAGAUGCGCUGCCAAGUCCACUCAGAGCUGGCUGUGAUAGAAGAGGAGGAGGGAUGCCUUGAGGCCUCUUUGACUCACCUUCAGAAAGCCAUACAGCUGGAUAACGGGACCCAAAGUCAGCGCCUGUCGUGGGCCUUGCACCUCUUGCAGCUCAGAAAGACACUCUACCAAGCACCGUCCCGGACCGAGGAUAAAGCCGCCAAGCUUCUGCAGCAGGCCAGGGAGAUGCGACCCCAAGAUAAGUCAAACAUCCGUCCCGUUUUGGUUGCUGUUGGUCUCCAUUUGGGCCCUGAUGAUUUCCAGACUGUGCUGGACGGAGACAACAUCUCAAAAAUUCCUGUCAGCCAUCUUGCAUCAGGAUCAGUGGCUCAGCUCUCAGCUAAGGCUCAGCAUCACUCUACAUGUUUACAGAAGGUGGAUGGACACCUGGCCAGACAAGCUGGUGACACCGACAACAAAGAGAGGAUGAAGCUGUGGGCAACCCUGGCUAAGACAGCCAGGAAACAGGAAGUUUGGGAUGUCUGCCGAGCUGCUUGUCGAUUCUGCUUGCUUUAUGAUGACGGGAGAUGGAAGAUUUCCAAGGCUGACAAGACGGAUGAGUGCAGAAGCUCGGAGGAGGAGAGCUGUGCAGAACCUCUCCACAGCUGCAGUGAAAGACAAAACACUGUGAGGGACCACCUGCGGCUUUUAGCUGAAAUCCGCUUCAUCAGUGCUGAGGCCACUGUCCAAAAGCUGUUAACUGAGGGCAUGCAGCUCAACAGCCCAGCUGUUCCCCCACAGGAAAGAGGGGUCUAUGUGUCUGAAGAGGAUCCAGACUGGGUUAUUUACAGAGACUGGAUUCAGGCUCUGUCCACCUACGCCACCUUUAACUUCUUGCGGGCAGCAGAGCUCGGAUCGGCGAUCGGGGAAUCGUGGGUGGUUGCUAAUGCGGCCAUUUACCUGUGGAACUACAACAGCCAAUUGCUGGCAUCUGGAGAGUACCAGCACCUGCUUCCCUCCUUCCAGAAUCUGGUGGAGAUGCUCCAAAAGAUGGAGUGCCCUGGGAAUCGUGCCCUGGUUGUGCUACUGUGUAAUGCUGUGGCCCGGGGGUUGAUCCAGCCUCGGUGUGGAACAGAGAUUGUUGAGCCAACCUUGCCAGUUGACAAGGGCAAGAACAAAGGCGAGAAGCGGGGGGAGAAGGCAGCUGCUGUUCAUGGGGUUCUUCCAGAUCAUGCUGCCCUGGAGAAUGUCCGCAAGGCAUUGGAGCUGUGUGACUACGCCUUUCAUAUAUCCACCUGCAACGUUCCAGGAGAGGCGGUUCCCAUCGCAGCAAGGAAACAGGUGGUGGCCACAUGGGUGCACGUCAAGUGGUUGUUGCAACAGCAGAUUGGAAUAAAGAUUGAUGUCAAAGAUGAGUGUGUGAAUGAAGGAGUGUCGGCGAUGACGCGCGUGCUGGUCGGAGUGGAGAUGCUCCAGUGCAAUAGGAACCCGGGGCAUAUGGAGUUCUCCACUCCCUGUCUCCAAACACUGGUGGGCAUGGCGACAGAAUGCAGCUGGACGGAUGCUGUGGUUGAGUUGCAGGUGUGGAGCCAGCUGGCUGCCUUCUGUCACUAUGCCAAGGACCACAGCUUGGUGCUGUGCUGCAGCAAGAGCGCUCUGCAGCUGGAGGAAGCCGCAGCAAAGACCAUCAACACUAUGCCCUGUGCUCUGUAUGACCUGACUGCCGUGAAUGAGAUGCUGAGCCGUGCAGCCUGUUUUAGGGGUCUGAGUUUAGUCGAUGUGUCCAAUGGAGAUCUACACACCUACAGAGAUGCCAUGAAGGUGCUUCUAUCCAGUGUCAGCUUUGCAGAAAAGGCAAAGAAUCCUACAUUGUGUGUCACGGCCGCCAGACAUUACUGGAACUCUUGUGUCCCCCUGACACAGACUCCUGAGGGAAGACGUCAACUCCAGAAUCCCUUGGAGGAGAUUCUGAAUGCUCUGCUCAGUACCGCUACCAAAUAUGCAAAAAAACCGCUUGCACGGAAAGGCUUGCUCACCUUGACAACACUGACUCCUGGGAGUUCUGAACCUGAAGGAACAGAUGAAGAGGACCUAAGCCUGAGAUCAGCCAUUUACAGUUUGUUGCUCCAAAUCCGUGCUGAUAAAAGUGACUGGAAAAGUGGUCUGCAGCUGCUGGACAAAGCUGAAAGAGACAUGCCUCCCUCAAAACACAGCCUACCUCUGCUGAAAAGUCGCAUACUGGUGAAAGCACGACUUGGAGAAAGCGUUCUGACGGACAUGGAGAAGCUUCAUGAUGAAGGAGAGCAGUGCUCAUCUAUGUGGCAUCAGGUGGCACUGUGUGCUGUCAAUAGAACCCAGCAGCUGACCGGCUACCAGAGAGCCAUCACAUCUCUCCAGUGCUCAGAGACUCAGUGGCAGAAGGUCAACCUUUUACUUGAGUUUGGAGAGUGGCUGCACUGUCACAACUUCCCCAAAGCCGAUGCCCAACACCAGGUUCAGUCGGCGAUAGAUAUCCUGCUACAGCUAGAACCUGAACAGGCAGAAGAAGCAGACAACAAGCCCAAAACGAAGGGUUUGAGUGAAGUGGAACGUGAGCCUCUGUUUGCAGUCGAGGGCUUGUUCAUCCAAAAUCUGUCCAAUCUGAAAGGAGUGCAACGGCUGGACUGUUUGGUGCGAGCACACACUCUGCUCGCUGUCAUGACGGACAGAACAUCACCUGAGCACCAGCUUAACCUGCUCAGAGCCUACACCUUUGUGCUUCAUAUAUGGAGGGUUUCCAUGGCUGGGCUUUCUGGGCUUUCCAGUUCCAGGGCAAAGAGUCCGCCCCAGCAGCCUGAUGGAUCCAAAAAGGUCAAAGACAAGGGCAAGAAAGUUUUAAAAGUGAAAGACGUAAAAGAAACAACCCCUGCAGACGAGAGAGCUAAACCUGGCGUCCCGGUUCAGGCACUUCCCUCCUCACCGGAGGACUGGGCUCGUUACAGCUGUCUGGACCAAACCAGGGAGAUAUUCAGAACCAACAGUAGCCCGGACUGCAUCAAUACACUGUGCAUCACAAAGCAGAGUCAAAGCUUGUUUUAUCUCAACCUGCUGGAAAAAGAGCUUCACUCGCUCUCGCUGGAUCACAUGACGCUGCCCAUACUGCAUCUAGCUGAGGUCAUAGCUCAUGACCUUCUGGAUAACAGGAGCCUCUCCUAUGUUUACCGACUCAGAAUUCUGAGGACGUGUUUUCAGCUGGGCUUGGAGACACAUUCACCAUAUCAGCGGAAGCUUCCCGAUUUGUGCAGAGUCCAGGAAAAAGAGCAGAUGGAGUGCCACAAAACGAUUGCUUUUUCAAAAGAGAGAGAAGUGUAUUUCAAAGCUAACAAUCAGAAAGCUAAGAUAGAUGAACGUGUCAGUCCUGGGCGACUGAGGAUGGACAUGUGUGCUCAGGACAUUUGGCUGGACAAAGCUGAGGUUCUCCUCAGCAUGGGGCUCUGUCAACCAGCCAGGCAGCUCCUGGCAGAGGCUCACCUAAUGGCAAGCAAGUCUGGGGAUCAGAAAGCAAUGGCAAGAAGUUUGCUCAGUCUGGCCUCUUUGGCUUGUGAAGAGCAGAACCAUGGCAAAGCUCUGAUCCUGCUGGACGAAGACCAAGCCCUCGGUGGGGAUGAAGAGUUCUGGUUCCAGCUAGCCCUAAACAAGGUUAGAGCUGUAGCAGGGCGGAGACACCAGGAUGCACAAACCAAGGUUGAUCAGAUUACAAAGAUUACAAAUCAAAGCUGUGGAGCUCUGAAGCAGAUCUUGGAGCAGCAGGUUAACAGAGUGUCAAAGCUCACCUACUUAAUCACUUCAUUAGAGAUGAGAGGUGCUAUGGAAUGUAUACGUGCUUUUGGUGGUGGUGAACCUGGAGAGACGCUCUGCAGCGAGGUCGUCCAGAUGCUCACGACUGCCUGUGAUACACUCAGAGAGUGUGCCAGCAGUUUCACUAAGCUCAACUAUAGAAAACAGGCAGCAGAGGCCCAUGCAGAGUACGCACACGGUGUGAGACUUGUAUCCGACCAUACAACUGAUAAAGAGGAGAAACAGCACCUCCUGCUCGAUGGCCUCUCUCAAAUGGAGCUAGCUGUCACCAUGCAGGAACAUGUGGUGCUGAAUGCUCAGAGCCUGCUCCCCCCACAGGAGGAGGUAAAGAACACUCCUGGAAUUUGGCUGGCAGCUAGGCAGAGGCUGCUGUGCCUGCGGCUGGUCCUGGCCGAAUAUUGUCUGGCCAUGCUGGAGGAGCGAUGUGCUGAGGACAAAUGCCAAGCUCUGUCUCGUGAGAGGAAGACGUCUGGUGAGAUAGCAAUGGAGGAGUUCACACGCUUCACACCUGAGCCAGGCUCUGUACAACAGCAAUGGGUGAGUGUGGGCAGUACCCUGGGGCAGGUGGCUCUGGGCCAGUUGGCUGCGGUCAGCUCUCACUCCUCGGACAACGCAGAGACCAGAGCUCGCUACCUGAGUCUGAUGGGAAAGGGCCAGAGACUGAUGGCUGUGCAGGAGGACCCCCUUUAUCUCUAUGCUCUCUGGGACAAACACAAGCAUAAGGAGGCCUGGUCUGACCCAAGAACCAUUUCUGUCGAGGAGGAGAAUUCAGAGAAGGAGAAAGACGGAACGGAGCAAAGGAAGAUCUCUGCCAAAAGUGCUGAGCUGCAGCAGAGAAGGCAACAAGCCCAGCAGCUGUUGGCACAGGCCACUAAAGCACUCACUGAAGCCAUCGACCUGUGUCUUCAACAUAAGCUGCCAUCUUCGAUCCUGGCUGAUGCCUCUAUCAACAUGUUGGAGUGUCAGGGCCAGAUGGAACCUGCAGCGACAGGACAAUAUCUCGCCCUGUUUCAGAGCUGCUCCUCUGUUGCCAUGAUGGCCGAAGUCCUGAAUUCUGCCUGCACUGACACCAGUGUGUCCCAGCUCUCAGCUCUGCUCAACCUCCGCAGGAAACGGCUUGGCUUUCAGGAGGAGAGGCCCAGAAGCAUGCUGAAGGGAGCAGAGGACUCCCUCAACAGCCUCUCCAAGGCCUUCAGCCAGCUGACAAUUAAUCCCAAACACCUACAGAUCCUCGCAGAGCUCCCAUCCAACCUGAAAAUCCUGCUGCUUCAGCUCUCUGAAGAUUGGUCUGAGCUUUAUGGGGCUUUCUAUGAGAUGACCAAACCUCCAGAAAAUCUAAAAGGAAAGACGACACAGCUUACAGGUAACCUGGCGUGCUCUAGAGUGGCAAAGGUUUCAGUCAGCCCAGAGGCUCUGCUGGCACUGAGGGAGCAGGUUCGGGCUUUAGGUCAGGAGAAGACACAUGCCCCACUGAAGGAAGCCGGUUGGCAUGGUGCUGAGGGCAGAGUGGAGGCCUCUGAGAAGCAUCACCUCGUUCCUCGGAAAACUGAUGACGAUGAAAAGUUGGCGCCUCACUUCUGCAAAAUUGUACAAGAAAUGGAGGAUUAUUUGAAACCACUGCUCACACAGUUUGAUUCUUGUUUAAGGCUCCAGGAAGCAUCAGUACCAUGUCUUGAAAUGACCAAAUCCAAAGAUAAAGAAGACAAGGCAGGCUCAGAUAAACUACCAUCAGAAGCAGGGGAGUACUUGGUGUUGCUGGCAGACACAAAGUUGCUGGGGUUGCCACUGGAAUCCCUGUCCAUCCUGCGGAAGGACAGCUUGAGCUCUGUGUCACGAGACUUUUCCCUCCAUCUUCUCCACAGUCGACUGAACAGAGAACAACCAGAUAAAGUUGACAACAAAAAGGAGACCAAAGGUAGCGUACCAACUAAGGGGAAGGGAGAUCAAGGCCAAAGCAUCAAAGUGGUAAGUUCAGUAAAUUAAUCUGGGCCUCCCAGCCAGAUCUCCCCUGUUGACACAUGCAACUUGAAAUAUAUUGUCGACCCUGACAAUGUGGGAAUCUUUGAUGGGACCAGUCUGAGCACAAGGAUGAAGGAGAUAUUGGAAACCCACAGCAACCAACUCACCUAUCCGUGGGAGGGCUUCAUGGGCAGCAAAGAAACGCCCAGUCCGUCCGAGAUGGAGCAGCUGCUUUGCAAAAGCAGCGCCUUCAUUUACCUGGGAAAGGAGCGCUUCAUGAUAAAUGUUCCACCUGUCAAACUAGCAGCCCUCAAUCUAUCUGAGUGCCGGAUCGCUCUGCUCUUUGAGCAGCUUCUGAACAACAGCAGCAUUCACUGCAACUCAAUCCUCGACACGCACAGGAGUGGAGGAGAUUUUGCCCUGGAGAAACCCCUCGAGACGGCUCUGCUGUUGAGUCUGUGUGGUGUCGGUUGUGUUGUCCUCAAUCAGUGGCACAGCAGUCUUCAACAUAACACGCACAAUAUGGCCACUGUUCUUGAUAAUCUACUGGGGGUGAGACAGACCUCAGGUCAGACCAUCCACACCUUGAGGAGAAGGAACAGUUCAGACAUCCCACAAUGCAAGGACAAAGGAUCACAUGCCCUGACCAGGAAGGUGACAGGAACAACUUCCAGCGAUUGGAGAAGAACCAACGGGCAGGAAGGAGGAAGCGUGAGGCCGAUAGGGAGCAGCAUGGACCUGUGCCUGGCCGAAAGAGGAUAG